Molecule: messenger RNA, 3709 nt
Organism: Frankliniella occidentalis (western flower thrips)
Lineage: Eukaryota; Metazoa; Arthropoda; Insecta; Thysanoptera; Thripidae
Gene: CtBP
Product: C-terminal-binding protein
Exons: 11
Coding region: 481-1758 (425 amino acids)
Molecular function (GO): oxidoreductase activity, acting on the CH-OH group of donors, NAD or NADP as acceptor; transcription corepressor activity; NAD binding
Source: RefSeq, a predicted model, not a curated record
GUGGUGUGACAGGAGUUGCCCGUGUUCGUAUUUCGUAUCCUCUCGGCGCGGCGCCCUGCGCUCGGCUUUGCUCGGCUCGUCUUCGGCUCGGCGCGAGUGGUUGGGCAGGAUCGUCUGGCGUCGCUCCGCUCCCCCGUGAUUGUCACCAAUCUCAAGCCGGCUCCACCAACCGACCACUACCCGCUCGCCGACCCUGCCCUGCCGUCUCAGCCUGUCCUCCCUGCAGUGGCUCUGUCAGGACCAUGUCGUGAUGAAGUGGAAAAGUGUGGUGCCAAGUCAUGAAGUGGACUUAAGAAGUGUAUGAAGAAAGAAGACUGAGUGAACUCAAGUGCAAAGCCGAACUUCGGCAGUGAUAACAGACUAGUGAGGGGGGUCUUGAUGUUUUUCAGCCCCUCUAGUUUUUUAUUAAUUUUAAAAGUAGUGGACAAUACUUUUUUGUGGUGCUGAAAACACCCUCUUCUCAUCUGUGCUUGGCAAUCGAUGGAUAAGAAGAAAAUGUUAUCCAAACGUCAAAGAGUUGAAAUUUCCCGCGGCCCCAUCUCUGCCAAUGGACCUAUCCAAGCAAGGCCACUUGUGGCCCUUCUCGAUGGACGGGACUGUUCCAUUGAGAUGCCAAUCCUCAAGGAUGUUGCAACAGUGGCUUUCUGUGAUGCCCAAUCGACAUCGGAAAUUCACGAAAAGGUCUUGAAUGAGGCAGUUGGAGCCCUUAUGUGGCACACAAUUAUACUCACAAAAGAAGAUUUGGAGAAAUUCAAGGCCCUUAAAGUUAUUGUUCGAAUUGGAAGCGGAGUAGACAACAUAGAUGUUAAGGCUGCAGGAGAGUUGGGAAUUGCAGUAUGCAAUGUACCAGGGUAUGGUGUUGAAGAGGUGGCAGAUACAACAUUGUGCCUCAUUCUAAAUCUUUACCGUCGCACAUACUGGCUGGCCAACAUGGUGCGAGAAGGAAAGAAAUUUACUGGUCCUGAACAGGUACGAGAAGCAGCACAAGGAUGUGCCAGGAUACGAGGUGACACUUUGGGAAUUAUUGGCCUGGGUCGCAUUGGUUCAGCAGUUGCUCUACGAGCGAAAGCAUUUGGGUUCAAUGUCAUUUUCUAUGACCCAUAUCUACCUGAUGGCAUAGAAAAAUCAUUGGGCCUCAGCAGACUUUACACCUUAACGGAUCUGCUGUUCCAGUCAGAUUGCGUCUCGCUACACUGUACUUUGAAUGAACAUAACCAUCAUCUUAUUAAUGAAUAUGCCAUUAAACAGAUGAGGCCAGGUGCAUUCUUAGUGAAUACAGCAAGAGGUGGUCUGGUAGAUGACGAUGCUUUAGCUGCUGCUUUAAAACAAGGUAGAAUUCGAGCUGCUGCCCUAGAUGUUCAUGAAAAUGAGCCAUAUAAUGCUUUCCAAGGCAACCUUAAAGACGCUCCAAAUUUGAUAUGCACACCUCAUGCAGCCUUUUACUCCGACGUAUCGUGCUCAGAGCUACGAGAAAUGGCGGCCAGCGAAAUCAGACGUGCCAUUGUGGGACGAAUUCCAGAGUGCCUCCGCAACUGUGUCAAUAAGGAAUACUUCCCAUCUGUGCCAUACUCACAAGAUGGCAUUAAUGGUGGCUACUACUCAGCCGGUGGUCUGCAAACAUUACAGCCCGCUCACUCCACCACCCCCCACGACCAGGUGCAGCACCAGGCAGCCACCAAUGGGGGAGCUACAUCAGUUGGGUCGGCACCCUCUGGACCUGGGCCAUCAUUGCCACAUAACGGGCUCACUGGUUGUUGACAGGCUCCACCACCAAGCGAACCACCUGGGGCAGGCCUUCACCCUCCUCGUUCAGAAUCUUCUGAUAACCAUUGACUGCCAAGGGACAUCAAGUUUUCAAGCCAGUUUGUUGCAGUGAUUUAACCUUCCCCAGUAGGAGAGAUUUACAUGCAGCACCAACAAAUCAAGCUGGAGAAAAAUUAGUCUUCUGAAUGAAAUGACAUUCCAUGUUGGGUGGGGAGAGAAAGAAAAAAUUAUAAAAUGCUGUCAUCACAUGCUGAAGCUUCUGCUAAAUAUUUUUGUGUGGAGUUCUGGUGUUUGACUGAAGCAAUGUGUUUUGAAGACUUGAGAUGCUUAUCAAGUGAUAGUGUGCCUUCAAGUGACAAAAGAAGAUGAAUGUGGGAAUAUGUAUGAUUUUAAAUACACACCAGAGUCAAGGGAAUGCAUCAUUCCAGUACUGAAGUGCAUAAUCUGCAUUUAAUUUUUUUUCUCUGGAAAGUGGUUUUUGCAUUUCAAUUCUACUUUCUUUAAAUGACACUUCCAAACUACCAUUUCAUUUUCAUUUUGUUUCUCACAUAAAGAAAAUAUUUUGUAAAGUUGACUAGCUUUUCAAUAGAUGGCACAUCAGUAAUAUUAAGCCCUAUGUUAUAAUUUGAGAUGAGAUUAUGCAUGUGAUUGAAAGUAUACUUUGUUUAGAGAACAGACAAUUAUUAGCCCAAGUUUAGUGAAAAUGAUUAGAUAUUGACUUAUCCCUAUUAUUUUACAUUCUUUGUUCUUACACUAUUUAUUAAAAUUUUAGUUUCAUCAUAUCUGUUACUUCUUAAGUGUUACUGAUUUUAUCCUUUAUUUUGCCACAUUACAAUUAUAAAUUGUGUUUUGAAGGCCAAGUUAGUUAGCAUAUACCUUUUCAAAAAGAAUCAAAGCAAACUAUAUGUCAGCAAGAAUUUACUAUUUAUUCCUCAUUUUGUGUGAAAAUUAAUCUCUAUGGACCCACUACUUUUUAUGUUUUGGGCAUAUAAAUUGUAGGACUUUCAGACUUGUUUGCUUUCCUGUCCAACUUACCUAUCUCUCAAAGUCUAAGUAUUGCAACAUAUUUUAUCAGUAAUUUUGUGGAAUGAUUAGCAAACAAGUCCUUACUGUAAUUUUGCACUGCCAGUAUUGUCCUGUUUUGGUCUUCAAUGAGAUGUGCUCCGGAGACUUUUUAGGAUGUUAAGAUGUAUGUAAGAGUGACAUAAGACUUUACACUCCAUGAGCUGUGGUGCAUUCUUAAUUUUUCCUUGUACUGAACCUCAGAAUAGUCAUGGUUUGUUAAUUUGCUCUGUGAUUUUAGUGUAUUGGGUGGGGUAUAUGUGCUGUGAUUGUGACUUAAUUGGCGGAAACUUUAGGAGUUGCUGCUGAAAGUUCUCCUCAAGAGGUCCUACAUUUUAUAUGCCUUUCAUUACAACAUUCAUUAAGAAGUUUUAGUUGACAUUUUGUCAAGUGUGUACUGUAAAAGGCUUUGUGCUUCAUACUUCCAUUAGUCAAUACAUUUCAACUUAUUGUUUUUACCUAUCUAGAUAUGAACUCCUUUUCUAAAAUGGAAAAGUAAUAUUACUGUGUAUCUUAAAAAGUGAAAUAUGGUUCAACUGAAAUCAAAACAACAGUUUGGACUUCAAGAAAAUGUACUUAAUUUUAGGGUGUAAAAUGAUUCCAUUAGACAUCUUGGUAGUGUUAUGCUUCUUAUGUCCUGAAAAUUUGUCAAACAUAAUUCUGCAACACUUGUGCUUAUCUUUCUUGCGAAACAUAAAAAAAGAUAUCUUCUGUUUUAUUUUGCUACACUCAAAAACACAUGUAUAAUAGAAAUAAUAUUUUAAAAUUUGAAUGUUUUUGAUGAACUGGCUUCAUUUACUCUCACAUGUAUGGAACCUGUAUAUGUAUGUAUACUCAUUGCAUGCAAACCCUUAGUCAAUAUACUUCUGAAGGCACAGAAAAA